AUCUGACCAUCAGCGACACAGCUCCUGGCUUUGAACACAAUAGCACUGCAUACCCCAGAACAAGCGGCAUGAAGGGGAGAGGGGAUAAAGCUGAAUGUUACCCUCAUCCUUAAUGGAGAAUCAUGCCACCAUGCUGUAUGAAGGAUGGCAUGAAGCUACAAUGAGUGCACAGGGGAUUAACAAUGAUGAAAGAAUGGAGCGACUGGGCUAUAUUAAAGGAUUAUUAAAGGAUUGGACAGGCUAGAUGUUCCCGAUGUUGGGAGAGUCCAGAUCCAGGGGUCACAGUUUAAGAAUAAGGGGUAGGCCAUUUAGGAUUGAGAUGAGGAAAACAUUUUCUCCCAGAGAGUUGUGAAUCUGUGGAAUUCUCUGCCACAGAAGGCAUUGGAGGCCAAUUCACUGGUUGUUUACAAGAGAGAGUUAGCUCUUAGGGCUAAAGGAAUCAAGGGAUAUGGGGGAAAAGCAGGAUACUGAUUUUAGAUGAUCUGCCAUGAUCAUAUUGAAUGGCGGUGCUGGCUCGAAGGGCCGAAUGGCCUACUCCUGUUCCUAUUUUUUGCUAUGUUUCUAUGUUUAGGAGGAUGAGGCAUACAAAAUGAUGAGAGAAAUAGGUUAAGUCUUUUGCCCAGAGCAGGGUAAUUGAGAAGCAGAGGACACAGAGGUUAGGAGGAAAAGGUUUAUCAAAUGGGAACCUGAAGGGUAACGUUUUUUAUACCAAGCGUGGUGGGUGUAUGGAAUGAGCUGCUGGAGGAGGUAGUUGAGGCAGGCACUAUCACAACAUUUAAGAAACAGGGGAAUAUGGUCCAAACGCAGGCACAUGGGACAUGUUGGCCUGUGUGGUAAGUUGGUCAGUAGAGGCUGUUUCCAUACUCGAUGGCCCUCUAUAUUGCCUGGACUCGAUGGGCCUGAGGUACAGGGAGAGAUUGGCCAGGCUAGGACUUUAUUCGUUGGAGCACAGGAGGCUCAGGAGUGAUCUUAAAGAGGUGCACAUAAUCAGGAAGGGAAUAGAUAGAGUGAAUGUACUCUCAUUUUCUCAGGAUAAAGGAAUCAAGAACUAGCAUAAAUAGGUUUAAGGUGGGAUGGGGAAAGAUUUAGUAGAAACCUAGAGGACAACUUGGGCGGAAGGGACUGGCCCUUCUUGGUUUUAUGACCCUGUGUUCAUCAUGACCUUCACCUGUAUGUGACACAUUUUCAUGCAGCAUGUGAGACGAGUGUGUGGGGCAGGGGAAAGGAGCAGGGUAACUGGGGUGGAGGGAGAUGGUGCAAGGGAUAGUCAUAGGGAUAGGCAGCAUGGGGGCAUAGUCCUCAAUUUACUUUGAGAUAGAUGUUGAACUUUUUCCCUCUGACAUAGUCCCAUGUUAAGGCUACAGCUAUAUUUUCCUUGGGCAGUGAUCCAAAUAUGAUCUUCAUUCUCCAGUCUUUAUCACCGUUGUGUGUCAGGCCUCAUUGGUUGAUGAGAUUCCUUUCUGUUUCACAAGCUCGGCGCAUGUAGUGUCGAUGUGGACAUUAAACACAAUCUUGCUGCAGAGAAUCUGAAACCUAUGUUCAUAAGCACUGGUUAAACUCUGCCCAAUAUUAUUUGCAAAGUCAAUGGUGAGCAAAAUCAGUGGUGUACAAAAUCAAUAGUGUACAAGAUCACUGGUGCACAAAAUCAAUGGUGUACAAAAUCAAUGGUGAACAAAAUCAGUGGUAUAAAAUCAGUGGUGUAUAAAAUCAAUGGUGUACAAAAUCAAUAGUGUACAAAAUCAAUGGUGUACAAAAUCAAUGGUGUACAAAAUCAAUGGUGUACAAAAUCAGUGGUUUACAAAAUCAAUGGUGAACAAAAUCAAAUGGUGUACAAAAUCAAUGGUGUACAAAAUCAGUGGUGUACAAAAUCAAUUGUGUACAAAAUCAAAGGUGUGCAAAAUUUGGUGUUCAAAAUCAAUGGUGUACAAAAUCAGUGGUUUACAAAACCAAUGGUGAACAAAAUCAAAUGGUGUACAAAAUCACUGGUGUACAAGAUCACUGGUGUACAAGAUCACUGGUGUACACGAUCACUGGUGUACACGAUCACGUGUACAAAAUCAAUGGUGCACAAAAUCAAUGGUGAACAAAAUCAAUGGUGCACAAAAUCAAUGGUGAACAAAAUCAAUGGUGAACAAAAUCAGUGGUGUAUAAAAUCUCUGGUGCACAAAGUCAGCGCGUUCCUUCCAUUUCAGAGCAAAGCCCCAGCUGCAAUGUCCAUCCAAGUAUGAAGCUUCAUUGGGUUGCAUUCCUCAUGAACCUGUGUAGGAAGGAACUGCAGAUGCUGGUUUACACCAGAGAUAGACACAUAAUGCUAGAGUAAUUCAGCAGGACAGGCAGCAUCUUUGGAGAGAAGGAAUGGGUGACAUUUUUGGUUGGCAUCGGGCUGGCAUCUGACCUUAAACAUCACCCAUUCCCUCUCUGCAGAGUUGCUGCUGCCUGUCCCGCUGACUUCCUCAUUAACUUUCUUUCUGUUUCAUUCGGUCUAACUGAAGAGGACCUGCUCCAGGCUGACCAGCUUAGUUUAGAGUCUGUGGGCAGCCGGUUGCAAGUGAACCUAUUGAUGUGAACCAUUAACUGGGUCAUGUGUAGCAAGGUGUAGACUGCAACCUCUGUAUGUUCACUUCUGUCCGAGGUCACUAUUCAACCUGUUUGUUUCUUCAAAUGGGAUAGUCAGAGUCGGAGUUAAAGUGAAAGGGGGUAAAGGGAUAGUUAAUGACCCCAGAAUUAACGGGAAAGGAAGCUCACAAAGGGAUAGGAGAGUAUGGCCAAGUGUAUUAGGGAUCGAUGUGAAAGGUGAGAUGCGUAAGGAAUUAAAAGUAUUGUAUAUGAAUGCGCAAAGUAUAAGAAGUAAAGUAGAUGAGCUUGGCUCAGUUAGAGGUUGGUAGAUAUGACAUGGUGGGGAUUACUGAGACGUGGCUGCAGGAGGAUCGGGCCUGGGAACUAAAUAUAAUCAGGGUUAUACAGCCUAUAGAAAGGUCAGGCAGGUGGGCAGAGGAGGGGGGGUAGCUCUGCAGGUGAAGGAUGGAAUUCAGUCCCUUGUGAGGGAAGAAAUAGGGACUGAUGAGGUAGAGUCACUGUGGAUUGAGUUGAGGAAUUGUAAAGGCAAGAAGACACUAAUUGGUGUUAUCUACAGACCCCCAAAUAGUAGCCCGGAUGUAGGGUGUAAGUUGCAGCAGGAGUUAAAACUGGCAUGUAACAAAGGUAAUGCCACUGUGGUGAUGGGGGAUUUCAAUAUGCAGGUAGACUGUGAAAAUCAGGUUGGUUCAGGACUCUUUGGUCCUAUACUCAACUCCUCUUGUUAUGAAGGCCAACAUGCCAUUAGUUUUCUUCACUUCCUGCUGUACCUGAGUGCAUACUUUCAGUGUCUGAUGUACAAGGACGCCCAGGUCUCGUUAUUCUGAGGAUGGGUUUCGGAAUUGAGAGGAGGCAAUAGUGUAUAUGCAAGAUGUUAGUGGUAUGACUAGUGGUGUGCCUCAGGGUUCGGUGCUGGGUCCAAUGCUGUUUGUCAUCUAUAUCAAUGAUUUGGAUGAGAACGUACAUGGCAAGAUUAGUAAGGGUGCAGAAGAGACAAAUAUGGGUGAUAUUGCAGAUAGUGAAGAUGGUUGUGAAAAAUUGCAUCAGGAUCUUAAUCGGUUGGCCAGGUGGUCUGAAGUAUAGUUGGUAGAUUUUAAUACAGUGAUAUAUGAGGUGGAGUACAAAUUUCUUGUAACGUAGUAGGAUCAGGGGUGAUCUUAUAGAGGUGUAUAAAAUCAUGAGAGGAAUAGAUCAGGUAGAUGACCAGAACAUCUUGCCCAGAGUAGGGGAAUCGAGGACCAGAGGACAUGUAUUAAGUGAUGGGGAACGAUUUAGUAGAUUCUGAAGGGUAACUUGUUCACACAAAGUGGGGUUGGUGUAUAGAAGAAGCUGCCAGAGGAGGCAGUUGAGGCAGGGACUAUUGCAAUAUUUAAUAAACAGUUAGACAGGUACAUGGAUAGGACAGGAGUAGUGGGAAUUGGGCAAAUGCAGGUAGGUGGAACUAGUGUAGCUGGGACAUGUUGGCCGGUGUGGCCAAGUUGGACCGAAGGGCCUGUUUCCACACUGUAUCACUGUGACUCGAGAGUCGGAGGAGAUAUAAUCCAGAUAACUGUGGGACUCAGUAGGUUUGUAGUAAGUGUCAGUCAAUGGUCUGUCUCCUGUAAUAGAGACAGAGAAAUCAAGAAAGGGGAGAGAGGUGUCAGAGAUAGUCCAGGUGAAUUUGAGGGCAGGGUGGAAGUUAGUGGUGAAGUUAAUGAAAUUAAUGUGUGAGUUGUGCAGGGGUGCAGGAGGCAGCCCUGUUGCAGUCGUCGAUGUUGCAGAGAAAGCGUUGGGGGACGGGGCCAGUGUACGUCUGCAACAAGGACUGCUCGACGUCAGUGGCAAAAAGGCCGACAUAGCUGGGGCCCAGACAAGUGCCCAUGGCUACACCUUGAACUUGGAGAAAGUGAGAGCAGUCAAAGGGACAGGUGGGAUUGGACAAGUCUUUGACUAUGUCGGCUGUUUUUCCGAGGCAGCGUGAAGUGUGGAUGGAGUCAAUGGUGUGACGUUAGGUGUGUGUGUGAUGGGCUGGGCUACGUCUACAAAAUGGUGGAAGGCAUGUCUUGUCAGGCUGUGGCAGAGCUAGUCUGUGUCUGGGUCACUCUUCACACUUAUGUUCUCCCAACAGAUCACUCAUCACCCACUCCCACCAGCACCGCUUCAUCAGUGAAUACUUCACUCACAUCAUCUUCAGAUCACUCAUCACCCACUCUCACCAGCACCGCUUCAUCAGUGAAUACUUCACUCACAUCAUCUUCAGAUCACUCAUCACCCACUCCCACCAGCACCGCUUCAUCAGUGAAUACUUCACUCACAUCAUCUUCAGAUCACUCAUCACCCACUCCCACCAGCACCGCUUCAUCAGUGAAUACUUCACUCACAUCAUCUUCAGAUCACUCAUCACCCACUCCCACCAGCACCGCUUCAUCAGUGAAUACUUCACUCACAUCAUCUUCAGAUCACUCAUCACCCACUCCCACCAGCACCGCUUCAUCAGUGAAUACUUCACUCACAUCAUCUUCAGAUCACUCAUCACCCACUCCCACCAGCACCGCUUCAUCAGUGAAUACUUCACUCACAUCAUCUUCAGGUAUAUCUACAGAGAAACCCUAAACUCUCUCAAAAUCAAAAUGGGUGUCAACACAUGCGUGGGAUUUACUUUGGUGAAUACCAAAUAGAAUAUUGUUACAGGAUGCUAAUUGUCUAAAUAUAAAUAUAAAUAUUUUGUUUGUCUUGCCCAGACGUCCAUGCUUAGUGUUUACAGAUACAGCCUGGAAACAGGUCCUUUGGAUCACCAAGUCCACACCGGCCUUCACGCUAGUUCUAUCUUAUCCCACUUGUUCAUCCACUCCCUCCACACCAGGAGCAAUGUACAGAGGGCCAAUCAACCUACAAUCCCGAAUGUCUUUGAUAUGUUGGAGGAAACCGGAGCACCCGGAGGAAACCCACGUGGUCUCUGGCGCUGUGAGGCAGCAACUUUACUGGCUGCAUCACCGUGCUACCAGAGUGUAUGGUGUGAUUACUUUUACCUAAUGGCUUGGAUCUUUGUCAGCAGCGUGGCUGAGUUAGUACAGACUAAUUGUAGCUGGUGGAGUUCACAGCAGCCGAGUGAGAGACGCAGCAAGCGAAUAUUGCUUCAGUUCACAGCAGGAACCUGAGAAGUAUAGCGUUUGAAGAUUUAAUUAUGGCAUGCAUUGCUGUUGUCACUUUUGUUGUAGGCAACAACUCCUCAGUCACACACCCCAGCACGGCUCCAACAACACACACGCCAGAUCGAAGUAUGUUCUGCCAACAAUUUCCUCCGUUUCUCACCAGACUGCACCUUUAUUGCUCGGAACGAAGUCCUCCCUGCUUGACUAUCCUUGCACCGCACUCUUUAUAUUUUUUGUGUUGCAAAAAAAUAUAUGCAGUUUUCAGGUAGUUUGCUCGACUUUAUCCUGGAAAACCGUCUGUUGAUUACUUCCCUUCACUGAGUUAGCAGAGUGGGAGUGUGGGUUUUUAAAAUUAUCCAGCAGACAUGCGAUAUCAGUCCCGCAUUUGAACAACAGGUUUCUCAUGGAACACAGCCACCAGCAGAACUACUUUGUGUGGGGAGGAACUGCAGAUGCUGGUUUAAACCGAAGAUAGACACAAAAAGCUGUAGUAACUCAGCGGGACAGGCAGCAUCUCUGGAGAGAAGGAAUGGGUGAUGUUUCGGGUCGAGUCCCUUCUUCAGUCUGGUUAGGGAUAAGGGAAACGAGGGAUAUAGACGGGGAUGUGGCGAGAAAAAUUCCAAUGAAUGAAAGAUACGCAAAGAAAUUCAAUUCAAUUCAACUUUAUUGUCAUUGCACAGAUACAAGUAUGGGUACAACGAAAUGCAGUUUAGCGUCAGUCCGUAGUCAUAGUGCAAUAUAGAAAUAAAAAUACAGAAUAAGCAAACAAUGUGGACGGAGAGACAGGAGAAAUCUAUCGGCGGGACUCCAAGGUCAGCAAUGUGAUAGUGUUGUUGUAGAAGCUGUUCCUCAUCCUACUGGUACGAGACCUGAGGCUCCUGUACCGCCUCCCUGAUGGGAGGAGGGCAAACAGUCCAUGGUUAAUAAUAAUAAUAAUAAUAAUAAUAAUAAAUGUUAUUUUCAGGCGCCUUUCAAAAUCUCAAGGACAUCUUACAGAAAUUAACAGAAGAGAAAAAACAUAUAGUCGGAGUAAAAUAAAUAAUAAGGACAUCACCAAUACACAAAUUAAAGACAGAAAUCGCUCCAAAGACAAAAAAUCAAAAAAAAACACAAUGUGAAAGAGAGAGCAGCGACAGCUAAAGCGCGCCAGCGUCCACUCUCCCAUCCUGGACACAGACUAACAUAUUAACUUCCACACAGGAAAAAAUCAUCCCCCCACAAUGGUUACCACUGUGGGGGAAGGCACAAUGUCCAGUCCCCAUCCCCAGUUCACCCAAAGUCAGGCCUAUUGAGGCUUCCGCUAUUGCCUCUACGGAGGCCCGAUGUUCCUGGCCGUUCUGGCCGGAUGGCGUUGCCCCAGCGUCGCGAGAGUCCUCUCAGCGGCUGGGCCACCUGGAACGGCCACUUCCUAGCUGGGGACCGCGGAUUCCGAAGCCGACAAGGCCGCGCCGGUUUGGAGCUCCCAGGCUCCCGAUGUUAGAGUCGGCGCCGCCCGCUCCGCUCCACAGACCCGCAGCCCGGAGGUGUUGAUCUCGACGGUCACAGCUGACCGGAGCUCCAGCGCAUCGAUCCAGCGCGGCGACCCAGGCAAGGCAUCGCCCGCUCCGCUCCGCGAUAGCGCUCCAGCGCUGUGCCGCCACCGAAGCCGAGGUGCUGGGCGGUCCCCGCCAGGAAACGGCGCUCCAAGCCCGCUGGUAGGCCAUGAGGACGGGUCGACAGGGCAGCCCGGAGAAAGAGCUGCCUCACCGACCAGGUAGGGACCUAGAAAUAUAGUUACCCCCUACCCCCCACAUUAAAAAGUCCAUUUCUCCAACGGACGAAGCACAAGACAUACUAAGAACUACAAAAAAAAGUGAAUUAAACGGACGGCUGCUGUUCACCAAGAUGGCUCCUCCCCCGGUUAGGGUGGGAGGGGUCUUUAAUGAUCUUCCCGACCCGUCUCAGACACUGUUUUCGAUGGAGGACAUCUAUGGCAGGGAGCGGGGCACCGAUGAUGUACUGAGCGGUUUUCACCACCCGUUGUAGUGCCUUCUUGUCAGCUAUGGUGCAACUGCUGUACCAUACCGUGAAGCAGGUGGUCAGGAUGCUUUCGAUGGUACAGCGGUAAAA
Molecule: messenger RNA, 7814 nt
Organism: Leucoraja erinaceus (little skate)
Lineage: Eukaryota; Metazoa; Chordata; Chondrichthyes; Rajiformes; Rajidae
Exons: 8
Coding region: 4600-5166 (188 amino acids)
Source: RefSeq, a predicted model, not a curated record